AUGGUUUAUUUUUCCAAUGAACAGGACUCGUUUUCUGACGUCUUGAGAAAAUUGUUCAAAAUGUCAAAAGAUUUCAAAUCAUCACCUUGUAAAACCAAAUUGUCCAAAGCUACUGCAGGAAAGUUAAUUGAGUGCAAUAGAGGUACCGAUACCUCCAAACAAGAUGCUCUUCAACCCAAAUCUAUUACAAACUGCUUUACAGUGCCGAAAUUUGACUACAGCUCAAGAAUAGUUCAUUUGAUAAAUUAUAACUACCAAUAUCAUAUUGCUUCCAGAAUUGAUGGAACCAUAUCAGUAUAUGAUUUUGAAGAGGAUCCAAAUGCAGAGAAGACUUUAGCCAAGGACGAAAAGGAUGAAUUGGAUGUUGAGGUCAACUUGUUUAAACAUUUACAUGACUAUAAAGUGCCAAUUGCGGCAAAUGACAAGCCUAUUGCUUUGAUCAAAGUUGAAAAGUUGGACAGUAUCUUAGUGCCAUACAUCUCGGGAAAAGUGUUUUUGAUUCAUAUUGGCGAUUUCAAGUUUGAGCCAUUCGAAAUAGAUUUACCAGAGGAAAGUCCAAUUGAUGCUUUUGCAAUUAAUCCCGACCGUGAAAAUGUUGUCGCCUAUGGGGGAAAAGAAGUUGACCUAAAGGUGGUUGAGCUUUUUGAUGAAAAUAUCAAUAGCUCUGUAUUCAAAAAGGAUUACAAGAAAUUCUUCAAUCCUCGUGUUGUCUUUGCAGCAAAGAAUGUCAAAAAUGACCACUUGGACUUGAGAGUCCCCAUUUGGAUCACUAAUAUUUUGUUUUUCAAAAAUGACUCGAAUGAUAAUUUCAAGGUGUUGACCUCAACUAGAUAUGGCCACUUGAGGGUUUAUGACUCAAAUCAUGGAAGAAAGCCCAUGAAGAAUUAUCAGGUUUGUCAAACUCCGAUUUUAACAUUGACUUUUGCUAACGAAGACCAAACAGAGGUGAUAAUAACAGACACAAAUAGCUUGAUUGCUAGAUACUCCUUGACGCAAGUCGACGAAAAAGCUUUCAAGACAAAUUCAGCAUCAGCUGGAGAAAUAGUGAAGGCAGUACCCAAAUCAUUGGGUAAAUACACAGGGGGAAAUACAGGUGCAACCCACGCAGUUCAAGUGGUGGAAAAUAUUGUUGCCUUUGCUGGUUUGGAUAGAUAUCUUCGGGUUUUUGAUAUUGAGAGUCGUGAGUUGUUGGCUAAAGUCUACCUCGGUGUUGAGGUCAGCUCGUUAUUAAUAUUGGACGAUGAAGAUGAAGAGGAGGAAGAAGUGAGGCGUAAAAGAGAGGCUGAAGAAGAGGAGGAUGAGGAAUUGUGGACGCAAUUGGAUAAGAAGCAAAAGACUUCUACCUAG
This is a messenger RNA of Lodderomyces margitis, 1347 nucleotides long. RefSeq names its product ribosome biosynthesis protein (gene NSA1). Gene Ontology annotation, molecular function: protein binding. Gene Ontology annotation, biological process: ribosomal large subunit biogenesis. NCBI's taxonomy places the organism in Eukaryota, Fungi, Ascomycota, Pichiomycetes, Serinales, Debaryomycetaceae. Bases 1 to 1347 code for a protein of 448 amino acids. The record is from RefSeq and is a predicted model, not a curated record. Gene Ontology annotation, cellular component: preribosome, large subunit precursor; nucleolus. The transcript has 2 exons.